Molecule: messenger RNA, 1822 nt
Organism: Cynoglossus semilaevis (tongue sole)
Lineage: Eukaryota; Metazoa; Chordata; Actinopteri; Pleuronectiformes; Cynoglossidae
Gene: mrps2
Product: mitochondrial ribosomal protein S2
Exons: 4
Coding region: 116-925 (269 amino acids)
Biological process (GO): translation
Cellular component (GO): mitochondrial small ribosomal subunit; ribosome
Molecular function (GO): structural constituent of ribosome
Source: RefSeq, a predicted model, not a curated record
CUGUAAAAACAAUAGGUGGCAGUAAUGCGCUAAGAGGAGAGCUGUACGACAAAUCUCCCGGAAACCGAAGAAGAAGAUGUAAAGUUGACCUUCCGUGUUUCCUCUUCAUACAAGCAUGGCAGGACGGGCGCUGACCAAAGGUUUUCUGUGGCUGCGACAGCUGCGGACUGCUACAGUCGGCUACUCAUGUGGAGCACAUCAUUAUUCCACAGCAGCGUCUGCUGAGCCACUUCAGCCCCCGAACGAAGAUGUUACAGAAAAGAUACUGAAUCUACCACUUGAGAACCCCGAUUUCUUUCGUGUGUCUGAGCUGUUCUCUUUAAAAGACUUGUUCAACGCCAGGGUACAUCUGGGCCAUAAAAAGGGCUGCAGGCACAGGCUCAUGGAGCCGUACCUUUAUGGAUGUCGAUUAGACCAGGACAUAAUUGACUUGGACCAGACCGUAGAGCACCUUCAGCUGGCUCUUAAUUUCACUGCCCACAUUGCCUAUCGUGGUGGCAUUAUAUUGUUUGUCAGCCGCCGGCGUCAGUUCGGUCACCUGGUGGAGAGCACUGCCAUGAAAUGUGGGGAAUACGCCCAUACACGAUACUGGCAGGGGGGUCUCCUUACGAAUGCUCCUGUCCAGUACGGCCCCAAUGUUCGCCUUCCAGACCUCCUCAUCUUCUUGUCUACUCUCAAUAAUGUGUUUCAACAACACGUGGGAAUCAGAGAUGCAGCAAAAAUGAAUAUUCCCACAGUAGGUGUGGUGGACUCGAACUGUAACCCCAGUCUGAUAACAUACCCUAUACCUGGGAAUGAUGACACCCCAGUUUCCGUGGAGCUGUACUGUCGUUUGUUUCAGAUGACCAUCAGACGUGCCAAAGAUAAAAGGAGACAGAUGGAGCUUCUUCACGGCCUGUCGAAACCCACCCCGGAAAGCUCAUGACAUUAUUCGUUCUUGAGAAUGAGACAUUAAAUACAGUAUGUUAUCAAAAAAGUUUGCUAAUGUCUGCUUCUCUUCAUCGUGCAUACACUCAAAAAUAAUAUAGAAUAAGAGCUUCAGUUAAUUGUAUUAACUGUAUUCAGUUAAUCAGGAAUUCUGUCUUCAAGCUAGUGUUUACCAACCUAUUUUAAGCCACAGCACAUAUUUGACAUUUGUGAAAAAAUCCCAACCAAUCUUUCACAAUUUAUUUACUCAUUGUCCAACCUAGGCCUGUUUAGUUAAAAUCAAUGCUGAUAUGCGUGCAGGAAUUGGAGAAAGCAAACGAUCAUCAACAGCUGAGUUGCUGCCUUUUUUCAUAUAGUUUUUAUAGCAUUUGGCUGCCACCUAGUGGGAGAGUGUUUAGUUCUGCCUCUCACAUAAGGUAAAUAUAUAACUUAUUUGCAGUAAAUUAGAAUUGAAAAUUAAAAAGACUUUUCAGACCAAUUAAGUGAAAUGAAAUGAUUUUUCACAUUAUUUCCCAACUCCGUUUCACAGUGGUUGGAAACUGCUUCAAGACAUUGUCUUCUUUAUGGUAACGUUGUUGUACAUACUUUUGUACGUAGUUUAUUGACAUGAUGAUGUUUGUUUCUGAUGUAUAUUAGCAGUUUGCUGUUAGGCCAGCCAUACUUAUUAAUUAUUUGCUGUUAUUUCUGUUGAUAAUACAGAACACCUUUGUAAAAUGUUGCUGCUGUAUAAACACUUCUACACAGGCUAAGAACCACGACAUGGAACAGAAAUCUGUUUAACUGUAAACCCUACUUUUUUUGUCUUGUCGUGUGAAAGAAAACCAAGCAACAUCUAAUAUAGAUUAUAUAAAAGAAAAACACACAUAAGCAAACAUUAAAUUUGACUGGAUUCUCA